Messenger RNA from Sclerotinia sclerotiorum 1980 UF-70, 2649 nucleotides. RefSeq lists its product as hypothetical. The record is from RefSeq and is a predicted model, not a curated record. Gene Ontology annotation, biological process: magnesium ion transmembrane transport; intracellular magnesium ion homeostasis. Gene Ontology annotation, cellular component: plasma membrane. NCBI's taxonomy places the organism in Eukaryota, Fungi, Ascomycota, Leotiomycetes, Helotiales, Sclerotiniaceae. Gene Ontology annotation, molecular function: magnesium ion transmembrane transporter activity. The coding region runs from base 1 to 2649 and encodes 882 amino acids. The transcript has 3 exons.
AUGUCUGCACCAGUAUUACCUCGUGCGACAGAGCCUGUGAGCUCAAAUACUCGGGACACAACACCUCAAAGACCGGAACCCACUGCUAUACAGCCACCACAAGAUAAUGUCAAUGAUUCCAAUACGACUUCAAUGCCAAACAUCGGGAAAGAGAGGAAUAACAAAAAGAAAAGAAAUAAUCAUAGAGGGGGAAAGAAAAAGAGACCAAGAAGACAAUCUUUUGCUGCAUCAACCGAGGAUGGGAAUGGUAUGCCUGAAACACCCAUGGCACAACGAGUUGUUCCCCAAAGUGCUGUGAGGUCAAGUUUCUAUAGAGGAAGAAAUUUAAGUGCGACUAGUAUUGAGAGUGAGGAACUUUUGGAUCAUAGAGAACAUCAAAGUAUGCGACCCCGAAGAUCUUCGACCAUGGGACAAAAUGCUUUCGGUCAAAUGUAUGAUAGCCCUUCUUUCAAUCGACCUUCGUAUAGUAAUCCAUUCAAAUCAUCGGAAACUGUCACCAGAAGGCCUGCCACCGGGAAAUCGAAGAACAAUACCGAUGAUGAAGCUUUGAUAGAAGAAACCGACGAGAGGACCCCACUUAUAUCUAGCUCUUCGAAAUCUAAAAGUUCUAACACUCACCUUCAACAAGGAAAACGUAGUCGUCGAAGCUCGAGCAGGUCAUCAGGUCAUAGCAAAAGAAGAACAAUUUUCGAAAAGACUACUUCUGGAUUGGCUAGGCAGAAUGAUGAAUAUAAUGUUAAUUAUCCACCCUCGGUUCCAGGGUCUCCAGUGCUCGGGGCUACAAAUCAGGAUAUGAGCUUUGGAGAUGUCAUGGUUCGCGAUCACUCACCAGAGAGAGAUUCUAUAGAUGCAGGGUCGAUGAGAUCUUUCAGAUCCCUCCCAGAGGAGGCAUGUCAGGACGGUUCAGUUCCCGGUUCCCCACGAAAGGGAUCUUCAUAUGGAGAGCGUAGACAUACUAUAGCAAUGCAAGCCGAGGAAGAUGUUUGCUUUCCAGUUGAUAUGUCUGAGAUGGCAGAAGAAGAUAUCCCUCAACAAGAAGAUGGAGCAUACAGGCCGCGCCGUCAUAAACGAAAAUUUCCAGACCUAUCUUUCCUUGAUGAUUGGAGCAAAUUUGAAAAAGAAGGUAGAAGUGAGGAGCGAAGAGCUAAAAAGAUUACAGAACCUCAAUUGAUAGGUGGACGACUUCGACCAAUUCAUAAAGGUUGGCAUCGAGCAGAGGAUGAUGCACCAUAUCGUUUCACCUAUUUCAAUGAAGAAUUCCCAAGUACAAUUCACAGUCAGACAAUUUCAGAACUUGUUCAACCUGGUGGAAGUUUCAAAGAGUUAUUUGUUCCUGAUCGUCCUGUACUUGAUGAUAGUUCUGAAUCUGAAACGGAGGAUGAGGCCGAUGAUGUGGAAGUUCGCCGCGAAAACGCAUACAUAAGUCAUGCUUUGGGUCAAAGUCAUGGAGACUCUAGGUCGGAGACUCGUCAAUCGUCAAUAAUUGAUAUGGCAAAUCAAGAAUCAAAGCGUACUGAAUCUGGACGUACGGGACGCACUUCAAGAUCGAAUUCUAGACAAGGAUCUGGCGAAGCAUCCCCGAAUAAGUCACCUCCACCAAAGUCUACUCCACUGAACGAAGAAAAGCCGAAGAAAUAUGGUGAUCGUCCUACCUGGUGGCUUGAUGUUCUAUCUCCAACCGAUGCAGAGAUGAAGAUCAUUUCGAAAGCUUUUGGAAUCCAUCCAUUGACAGCUGAAGAUAUCUUAAUGCAGGAAGCUCGAGAAAAGGUGGAAUUAUUUCGACAUUACUACUUUGUCAAUUAUCGAUCAUUCGAACAGGAUAUGAACAACGAGAAUUUCUUAGAGCCUGUCAAUAUGUAUGUGGUAGUCUUUCGUGAAGGGGUUAUCAGUUUUCACUUUUCUCAAACACCACAUCCAGCAAAUGUUCGACGAAGAAUUCGACAAUUGAAAGAUUACUUGAGGCUCACAGCUGAUUGGAUAUCAUAUGCUAUCAUUGAUGACAUUACUGAUGUUUUUGCUCCUUUAAUUCAAACUAUCGAAGAUGAAGUUGAUGAUAUUGAUGAUGCUAUUUUGAAACUUCACUCUCCUGCGGAGAAUGAGAAAUCAAAUAAGGAUAAUGAGAAAAAAUCCGAAGCUGGUGAUGGUACAUCAGGAGAAAGUGGAGGUGAUAUGCUUCGAAGAGUUGGUGAUUGUCGAAAGAAAGUUAUGGGUCUUUACAGAUUACUAGGUAACAAAGCAGAUGUUAUCAAGGGAUUCGCCAAAAGAUGUAACGAACAGUGGGAAAUUGCACCACGAAGUGAGAUUGGAUUAUAUUUGGGAGACAUUCAGGAUCAUAUUGUUACUAUGACUGGAAAUUUAUCUCAUUAUGAAAAAAUCUUAGCUCGCUCUCACGGAAAUUAUCUUGCUCAAAUCAACAUUCGUAUGAAUGAACGUCAGGAACAAACCGCUGAUGUUCUUGGUAAACUUACGGUUCUAGGAACCAUCGUCCUACCCAUGAAUAUCAUUACUGGUCUUUGGGGUAUGAACGUAUGGGUACCAGGUCAGGAGUAUGAAGGAGAUUUAACAUGGUUUUGGUGUAUCACAGCUGGAUUAUUAGCUUUUGGAUUGGCUUGCUUCUAUAUUGCUAAGACGGCUUAUAAGAUUGUCUAG